Messenger RNA from Notolabrus celidotus (New Zealand spotty), 2276 nucleotides. It is a transcript of the gene fastkd3, whose product is annotated as FAST kinase domains 3. The transcript is spliced from 7 exons. Bases 123 to 2132 code for a protein of 669 amino acids. Gene Ontology annotation, biological process: mitochondrial RNA processing; regulation of mitochondrial mRNA stability. Gene Ontology annotation, cellular component: mitochondrial matrix; ribonucleoprotein granule. Lineage: Eukaryota; Metazoa; Chordata; Actinopteri; Labriformes; Labridae. The record is from RefSeq and is a predicted model, not a curated record. Gene Ontology annotation, molecular function: RNA binding.
CGAUGUCCGAGUUUCCAUGAACGCCUCACUGUCAGCACUGGACCACGCUAGGAGUCCCCUGGCAGUGGAGGCUCUGAGACCGUUUUCCGCCAUCAGGAAGUCCAGCCUGUUGUGAUGACGUCAUGGCUCUGAAGCUGAUCCAGAGAUUACCAGUGCUUGGGCAGUUCGGGAUCCAACGUUACCGUCCUGGACCCAUCUGCCCCCCUAGGUUCCUGAGCUCCAGCAGGUUGGAUCAGUCAGUAUGUGUAGCCUGCCUGUGUACCUCAGCUGGCGCCUGCAUCCGGACGCAGGGCUGCAGGAAGCUCCAGCUGGACAGUGGGAAGAGGACCCUGACCACCAACAUCAUCAAGGAGCCGUCCUUCGUGGCAUCCAGCUCUGUUGGACUCCACAGAGACUCAGGGCCUCGCUUUCACCUGACCCAGCUGCACAGACCUACAGAUGCAGAGGAGGAGUCUUUCCAGCAGCAUCUAGGAACCUGCUCCUCAUCCCGGCAGGUGUUCUCUCUGCUGCGCUCAGUGGAGAUCAUGUCUGACACCAUGGCUGCAGCAGCACUCCACCGUGUUGCAGACCUGGAGCAGGCAGGGAACUCUCUAAAGGAUCCUUCUGUUCUGGAGAAAGACACCAUCAGAGCUCUGUGCUUCCAGCUGGAGCAGGACUCUAGGCGGCUGACGGAUGCAGGGGUGGUAUCAGCUCUCCGGGCUUGCACUCGCCUCUUCUUGGAUCCUUGGAGCACUUUUAUGGUGCGGCUGGUGUCGGAGAGCCAGGAGAGGUUAGACAGAGGGAAGAUGAGCGUGGGUCAGCUCUGUACCCUGGGUCAGGCUAUGCUGGCUAUAGAGGGUCCUGACUGUGUGAUGAUGGAGCAGGUGAUGGAGCAAAUCCAAAAAGGGAAACCAGCCGAGUGGAGCCUUGCAGAUCUCAUUGCUGUGUAUAGAUUUCUGCAAGGUGGUGUAGCUAAAGAUGGAAAAUACAGGGACCUGUUGAACUCCAUGCACACACAUGCUGUGACUGUCGCCUCCCGCAUGGAUGCAAGUGCUGUCAGCGAGCUGCUCAAUGCUCUUGUUACCCUGAAUCAGAUGCAAGCCAUGCCGCUUGUGAUCAAUCUGUGUAAGCAGGCUGUUCGGCUUGUACCUCACUUCACUGAUGAGGAGCUCACUGUUGUUCUUGGCGCCCUCAUGCACUUUGGUCAUAGCGAUCAGUACUUUGUGGAUGCCAUGGAGAGGUACGUACCUACAAUGGUCUUCACCUCCCACCCAGAGACAGUAACCAAAGUGAGCCAGUUCUUCAGCCGGAGGAACAUCCUCUCCCCACCUGUGUUUGACGCUAUUGCGGAGAGUUUUGUUUACCGGGCAGAUGACUACAACACCAGUCAGGUGGCGAGGCAGAUCAUGGCUUUAGGAAAGCUUGGGUACCUUCCUCCGAACGCGGGCGAUGUCUUCAGGAAAGUGGAGAAGAUCCUGCACUCCCGCUUUUCACACUUCCAGCCUAGAACACUCCUCAACCUGCUGCACUCCUGCACCCUGGUGGAGAGGUUCCCUGUGAACUUUGUGGCCAAAGUUUUCAGCAGUUACUUCCUCCAGCAACUGCAAGAUCAGGACACAGGAAUGGACCGGAUCGUCCUGGCACAGCUGACCCAGCUCUUCAUGACACUGAAGCUGGAGUGUCCUUUCUAUGAGGGUCCCAAACUUCUCAGCAAAUACCGUGUCAAGUCUUUCCUCAUGCCAGGACGCUCCCUGGAGACGCCGGUGGACGUACAGCUGUACAACAUCGUCAUAACUGGACUGGUGGAUUUACUCGGGGCGCGCUCAUACUUUGGGUCUAAAGUUCUGACGCCGUACUGCUACACACUCGAUGUGGAGAUCAAACUUGAUGAAGAAGGAUUUGUGCUGCCAGCCAGUCAGGUUGAUGAUGUUUACAAAAGGAUUGCUCUUUGUAUUGACGGACGGAAGAGGUUCACUACAAACAAGAGGCAGCUGCUUGGAAAAGAGGCCAUCAAGCAGCGACACCUGAAGCUUCUGGGAUAUGAAGUUGUUCAGGUACCGUUCUAUGAAUUUGAAGCCCUGCAGAGCAGAAACAGUGUUGUGGAUUUUCUGCAUCAGAAACUCUUCCCUCACACUUACAGACUGAGCUGGUGAUAAAAUGAUUGUGCCAUCUUUGCUUUUCUUCAGCUUCUUUAAAGAAAUUGCAUUUAUUUUUCUAGAAUUUCUAAAUAAAUGUGUUUAAGUUAUUGAUUACGCACUUUCACCUGUUUAACUUGACAAUAAAGUACUUUUUUUCUA